Molecule: messenger RNA, 648 nt
Organism: Solanum tuberosum (potato)
Lineage: Eukaryota; Viridiplantae; Streptophyta; Magnoliopsida; Solanales; Solanaceae
Product: receptor-like protein 2
Exons: 3
Coding region: 1-648 (215 amino acids)
Molecular function (GO): protein binding
Source: RefSeq, a predicted model, not a curated record
AUGACACGUUUCCAGCUUGGCUCGGAACUCUUCAAGAGCUACAGUGGCUCACUUCCUGCAAAAGUUUUUGGAAACUUCAAGGCAAUGAUUAAAUUAGAGGGUGAAGACACGGAAGAGAUCAAGUACAUGGAGUUGAUUUUGUCAUUUGACACAUCGUAUGAGGAUUCAAGGUCAUAUACCAAUGGAAUUGGGGCAAUUGAUACGCUUGAAGCUUUAGAUCUCUCCUGGAAUCUGCUCACUGGAAAGAUUCCACAGGAAUUGACAAGAUUGAACUUUCUGGCCUUCUUAAACGUCUCUCAAAAUCAUCUCGUUGGACCAAUUCCUCAAGUUCGACAAUUCAACACAUUUGAAAAUGACUCAUAUGGUGGCAACCUUGAUUUAUGUGGUGUUCCUUUAACAAAGAAAUGUGGAACGAGUGAUUCAUCGCAUGUUCCUCAACAAUUGGAGUCCAAAGAAGAAGGCGAGUCAUAUUUUUUUAGUGGAUUUACUUGGGAAUCAGUAGCCAUAGGCUACAGCUGUGGACUAGUUGUUGGAACUGUCAUGUGGAGUCUCAUGUUUAAGUAUCGUAAGCCAAAAUGGUUUGUGAAAUUUUUUGAUGGACUCAUGCCUCACAAAAGAAGAAGGCCAAAGAAGAGAGCUCAGAGAUGA